CCUUGAGCGGGAAAACUCAGGCCUGUCAUUGGUCAAUGCAUUCAAAUCAUACGUUAUGAUUGGUUAUGGGAUGUUCAAAAUAAGGAGCGUCAUUUUGGCGCUAUUACUCAGUUGUCGUUUGUUGGCGGUAAGAGAAUACACAGAACUACAAAAAUGGCGGGAGGCAAAGCCGGAAAGGAUUCUAAAGCAAAGGCGAAGGCAGUUUCUAGAUCAGCCCGUGCCGGUUUACAGUUCCCCGUCGGUCGUAUACACAGACAUUUGAAGAACAGAACAACGAGUCACGGUCGAGUAGGAGCCACUGCAGCAGUUUACAGCGCUGCUAUCCUCGAAUAUCUUACCGCUGAAGUUCUAGAGUUGGCAGGUAAUGCAUCCAAAGAUCUGAAAGUGAAGCGUAUCACCCCUCGCCAUUUACAGCUUGCCAUCCGUGGAGACGAAGAGUUGGAUUCGCUUAUCAAGGCUACCAUUGCUGGCGGUGGUGUAAUCCCCCAUAUCCACAAGAGUUUAAUUGGAAAGAAGGGAGCCAACAAACCAACAUGAUUUUCCUUAGUGUUAUUUUUAACCUGUAACUAUUCUCAUUAUUGUACAGUUAUCUUUCAACAAGCAACUCUAUAUUUUGAUGCAUACUCAUCUCUAGUAUAGUCACCAUGAUGUCAUAUCAUGUCAAUUUUUAUUUUGUAUUUAUGUGAUAUGCAAUCGUGUGCCAAUAAAUCAGUGCUGUAUGUAUAGCAUGCAUAUUGUA
Messenger RNA from Nematostella vectensis (starlet sea anemone), 739 nucleotides. Its product is annotated as histone H2A.V. Gene Ontology annotation, molecular function: structural constituent of chromatin; protein heterodimerization activity; DNA binding. The coding region runs from base 154 to 537 and encodes 127 amino acids. Gene Ontology annotation, cellular component: nucleosome. NCBI's taxonomy places the organism in Eukaryota, Metazoa, Cnidaria, Anthozoa, Actiniaria, Edwardsiidae. The record is from RefSeq and is a predicted model, not a curated record. The transcript has 5 exons.